Messenger RNA from Sardina pilchardus (European sardine), 1215 nucleotides. Its product is annotated as interferon-inducible GTPase 5-like. The transcript is spliced from 5 exons. The coding region runs from base 73 to 1215 and encodes 380 amino acids. Lineage: Eukaryota; Metazoa; Chordata; Actinopteri; Clupeiformes; Clupeidae. The record is from RefSeq and is a predicted model, not a curated record. Gene Ontology annotation, cellular component: membrane. Gene Ontology annotation, molecular function: GTP binding.
GUUUAGAAGUGAAAACGCAUUUCUACAACUACUCCCAGCAUUGCUUUUAGCAACACUAUCGACUUUACAAUUAUGGCUGAUCAACAGGACGAUGUCUGUGCUUUACUGAACGAUUCUGGUGAACCUGCCCUGGAGCGAGCCAUUGCCAAAGCCAGAGAAGUAGUAGAUAGGUUAGAUAAUGUAGUGCUCAACAUUGCUGUAACAGGAGCAACUGGGGCAGGGAAGUCCACCUUUGUCAAUGCUUUCAGGGGUCUUAAAGAUACAGAUCAAGGAGCAGCAAAAACUGGAGAGGUAGAAACCACUACAGAGCCUGAAAUGUACCCCCACCCAAAUAUGCCCAAUGUGAGAAUCUGGGACCUGCCAGGGAUUGGGACUAAACAAUUCAAAGCAGAGACCUACAUAAAAGAUGUUAAGUUUCAAAACUAUGACUUUUUCAUCAUUAUUGGUGAAAAAAGAUUCAGGGAAUAUGACAUUAUGCUGGCAAAUGAAAUUAAAAAGAAAAAAAAGAAUUUCUACUUUGUUCGUUCCAUGAUUGACCAAGAUGUAAAAAACGCUGCAAGAAGAGGGAAGAGUGAGGAGGAGACUCUUCAACAAAUUAGAAAGAACUGUGAGGAAAAUCUUAGGGAACUGGGAUCUCCUCCUUUCUUCCUGAUCUCAUCUGCUUUCCUGGAGAAAUUUGAAUUCGGAAAGCUCCUAAAUGUUCUAGAGAGAGAUCUUCCAGAGCACAAGAGGGAUGCGCUACUUAUGAGUGUGCCUGUUUAUUCCAAACAGUGUCUUGAAAAGAAAUACAACACAUUUCAGAAAGCAGUCUGGGCUUUGGCUGUUUUGUCAGGUGGCAUAGCAGCCGCCCCAGUGCCAGGUCUUUCAACUGCAUGUGAUGUUGCCAUUGUAGCAGCCUUCUUCACCAAAUGCUACCAUUCGUUUGGUCUAGAUGAUAAAUCCCUUAUAGAGCUGGGUGAGCCGCACCUGGGCGAGGCCUGCCAGACCUAUAUGAGGGAGACUCCUAGUUCUUCCAACAAGAGCAGCCUCAUCAAGUUUCUGGUGGAAGAAUGGAAACAUCCACAGUACAGACAAUUGCUGCAUGGCAAAAUUCUGUUCAUCACCUGUGAAGAAACGUGUUACAAGCUGACAAAGGAGAAGUCACUUCGGCAGUUAGGACUGCAGGUCGUGGUGGUGCAGCAGCACGGGGCGCAGCCUUCCUGGAGACUGGUCUAA